GCCCGCCACCUUCCUCGUCAUCCACACCCAAAGUCUCAAAAACCCUACCUGCAACUCUCGACUUCGCUGCAGCAAUGGCCGAGUCGACUCAGCUACAGCAAGCCCAACUGGGGACGAUUCUCGGUCCCGACCCCGCCCCUUUCCAAACUUUAAUCGCCCACCUCAUGUCCUCCGCCAAUGAGCAGCGCUCCCAGGCCGAGCUCCUCUUCAACCUGUGCAAGCAGACCGAUCCCGACUCCCUCUGCCUCAAACUCGCUCACCUACUCCAGUUCUCUCCCGCCGCCGAGGCCCGAGCAAUGUCCGCCAUUCUCCUCCGCAAGCAGCUCACUCGCGACGACUCCUACCUCUGGCCCCGAUUGAAUCCGACUACCCAAUCCUCGCUGAAGACGAUUCUCCUGACCUGUAUUCAGCAGGUGGAUAACAAAUCCAUCUCCAAGAAGCUCUGCGAUACAAUUUCCGAGCUCGCCUCCGGAAUCCUGCCCGAUAACGGGUGGCCGGAGCUCCUGCCGUUCAUGUUCCAAUGCGUCUCGUCCGAUUCGCCCAAGCUUCAAGAAUCGGCGUUUUUGAUAUUUGCUCAGUUAUCGCAGUAUAUCGGCGACACCAUGGUGCCGCACAUAAAGGAGUUGCACGCCGUGUUCUUGCACAGCCUGGGGAACUCGCCGAGCCCUGACGUUAAAAUCGCAGCUUUGAACGCCGUCAUUAAUUUCAUUCAGUGUUUGACAAGCUCUGGCGAUAGGGACAGGUUUCAGGACCUGUUGCCGGCGAUGAUGAAGACGCUGAUGGAGUCUUUGAACAACGGGAACGAGGCCACAGCACAGGACGCUCUUGAAUUGUUGAUUGAAUUGGCAGGGACUGAGCCGAGGUUCCUCAGGCGGCAGAUUGUGGAGGUUGUUGGGGCAAUGCUACAAAUUGCCGAGGCGGACACCUUGGAAGAAGCAACCCGGCACUUGGCAAUUGAGUUUGUAAUCACCCUUGCUGAGGCCAGGGAACGUGCUCCAGGGAUGAUGAGAAAGUUGCCGCAGUUCAUAAGCCGAUUGUUUGCCAUUUUGAUGAGGAUGCUUCUGGAUAUUGAGGACGAAGCCUCAUGGCAUACAGCUGAGAGUGAAGAUGAGGAUGCGGGUGAGAGUGGUAAUUACAGUGUUGGGCAGGAGUGUUUAGAUAGGCUUGCCAUAUCUCUGGGUGGGAAUACCAUUGUUCCCGUGGCGUCUGAGCAGUUGCCCACUUAUUUGGCUGCCCAUGAGUGGCAGAAGCACCAAGCUGCUUUGAUUGCUCUCGCUCAAAUUGCAGAGGGUUGUGGCAAGGUAAUGAUUAAAAAUUUGGAGCAAGUGGUAGCAAUGGUCUUGAACUCAUUUCAAGAUCCACACCCUCGUGUAAGGUGGGCAGCGAUUAAUGCAAUUGGGCAGUUGUCUACAGAUUUGGGUCCAGAUCUGCAAGUUCAAUAUCACCAAAGGGUGCUCCCGGCAUUGGCUGCAGCUAUGGAUGAUUUUCAGAAUCCCCGUGUUCAGGCACAUGCUGCUUCAGCAUUGCUCAACUUCAGUGAGAAUUGUACUCCGGAUAUUUUGACACCUUAUUUGGAUGGAGUAGUGAGCAAAUUGCUUGUACUUCUGCAGAAUGGCAAACAAAUGGUGCAAGAGGGAGCCCUUACUGCUUUAGCAUCUGUUGCCGAUUCAUCUCAGGAGCAUUUCCAAAAAUACUAUGAUGCAGUUAUGCCUUACCUGAAAGCUAUCUUGGUGAAUGCAACUGAUAAGUCUAACCGCAUGCUUCGUGCGAAAUCGAUGGAGUGCAUUAGCUUGGUUGGAAUGGCUGUUGGAAAGGAUAAGUUUAGGGAUGAUGCGAAGCAGGUCAUGGAAGUGCUGAUGGCUUUACAAGGAUCUGGAAUGGAGGCAGAUGAUCCAACUACAAGUUACAUGCUACAGGCAUGGGCAAGACUCUGCAAGUGCUUAGGACAAGAUUUCCUCCCCUACAUGAGUGUUGUAAUGCCUCCUUUGCUUCAGUCUGCUCAACUUAAGCCAGAUGUAACCAUUACAUCUGCAGAUGACAAUAGUGAUAUUGAUGACUCUGAUGAUGAAAGUAUUGAAACAAUUACUCUUGGGGAUAAGAGGAUUGGAAUCAAGACUAGUGUCCUAGAGGAAAAAGCUACCGCUUGCAAUAUGCUUUGUUGCUAUGCUGACGAGUUGAAAGAAGGAUUCUUUCCUUGGAUUGAUCAGGUUGCCCCAACUUUGGUUCCACUUCUUAAAUUUUAUUUUCAUGAUGAAGUUAGGAAGGCAGCUGUUUCAGCAAUGCCGGAGCUGCUGCUUUCUGCAAAAUUAGCCAUAGAGAAAGGGCAAGCUCAAGGUCGUAAUGAAACCUAUAUAAAACAAUUGUCUGACUACAUUGUUCCAGCUCUGGUGGAAGCAUUACACAAGGAACCUGAUACAGAAAUCUGUGCAAAUAUUUUGGAUGCAUUGAAUGAAUGUUUACAGAUAGCUGGACCACUUUUAGAUGAAGGCCAGGUCAGAUCCAUUGUGGAGGAGAUAAAGCAGGUGAUCACUGCCAGUUCAAGUAGAAAAAGAGAAAGAGCAGAAAGGACCAAAGCAGAAGACUUUGACGAUGAGGAAAAAGAGCUAAUUAAAGAGGAAAAUGAACAAGAGGAAGAAGUUUUUGAUCAAGUGGGAGAAAUCUUAGGAACUCUGAUUAAAACAUUUAAAGUCUCUUUCUUACCUUUCUUUGACGAGCUAACAUCAUAUCUAACACCAAUGUGGGCCAAGGAUAAAACACCUGAAGAGAGAAGGAUCGCUAUAUGCAUCUUUGAUGAUGUUGCGGAGCAGUGCCGUGAAGCAGCUUUAAAAUAUUAUGACACAUUUCUUCCUUUUUUAUUGGAGGCCUGCAAUGAUGAUAACCCUGAUGUUCGACAGGCAGCUCUAUAUGGACUUGGUGUCUGUUCAGAGUUUGGCGGAAUAGUAAUUAAACCCCUUGUCGGCGAGGCUCUUUCGAGGCUAAAUGCUGUGAUUCAGCAUCCUAAUGCUCUGCAAGCUGAAAAUGUGAUGGCAUAUGACAAUGCUGUUUCUGCUUUAGGAAAAAUAUGUCAAUUUCAUCGUGACAGUAUUGAUGCAGCUCAGGUCAUUCCGGCAUGGUUGAACUGUUUACCAAUUAAAGGUGACUUGAUUGAAGCCAAAGUUGUCCAUGACCAACUUUGUUCUAUGGUUGAGAGGUCUGACAGAGAACUUUUGGGUCUCAACAAUCAGUGUCUUCCCAAAAUUGUUGCCGUGUUUGCUGAGGUUCUAUGCGCGGGCAAGGAUUUAGCAACGGAACAAACUGCAAGCAGAAUGAUUAAUCUGUUGAGGCAGCUUCAGCAGACUUUGCCGCCAGCUACAUUGGCCUCAACGUGGUCCUCCUUGCAACCUCAGCAACAGCUUGCACUGCAAUCUAUCCUCUCCUCAUAAGUGAUUGUGCAUAUUUCUGCUUUGGGAUACACGGAUCCUGUCUUGUGUGGUAAUUAUGUCACCAAUUCUUCUCCUUAAGAUGGUUCCCGUAGGUUGGUUUUGCAAAGCGUGGAAGUCAUCAUUGCGAUUUGAUCGUAUACUCCUUUUGGUAAGAUGUGUACAUGCAGGUGUUAAUUAUUAGUGCAAUUUUGAGUCUUAAGAGAAAAGAAGUGUAGGUGAUUGUUGUUGGUGAGGGUUGUUUUUGUGGGCGCACGCCUGAGGUUCGGGAGUGUUGUUGGUCUACAAAUUCUUGUUGCAUUUCUGGUCUCCUUGUGUUUUAAUGUAUUCUAUGCCUACAUUUUAUAGCGUGAAUCUGUUGACUAGAGGUUGAGAGGUUGAUUCUUUCAUUGUGUUGGCAAUUUUGAUCGCAAAAGGCAAUAAAUUUGGCCAUGCUUUUUACAGUGGUA
Pyrus x bretschneideri (Chinese white pear) is the source of this 3868-nucleotide messenger RNA. RefSeq names its product importin-5-like. Gene Ontology annotation, cellular component: cytoplasm; nucleus. Gene Ontology annotation, biological process: protein import into nucleus. The transcript is spliced from 20 exons. Bases 75 to 3422 code for a protein of 1115 amino acids. Gene Ontology annotation, molecular function: small GTPase binding; nuclear import signal receptor activity. The record is from RefSeq and is a predicted model, not a curated record. NCBI's taxonomy places the organism in Eukaryota, Viridiplantae, Streptophyta, Magnoliopsida, Rosales, Rosaceae.